AUGUUCGGCAGGGUGUUUCACUACGCAGUGGACGCCGCAUUGGUCUCCACGGUUCUGGCGGGCGUGAGACGGUCGAGUGGAUUCACGGUGGAGACGGAUAAGAUCUCCGAGCCUACUUUGCGCUCGGUCACGGAACGAUACCUCGGUUUCGGGGAGACCGUGUUCGACAUGAUCCAGGGCACCGUGGUUAACAGUGACUACUUCAAGCGGGACUCCAAGCGGUGA
This is a messenger RNA of Trametes versicolor FP-101664 SS1, 225 nucleotides long. RefSeq names its product DUF1748-domain-containing protein. The transcript is spliced from 2 exons. Gene Ontology annotation, cellular component: cytoplasm. The record is from RefSeq and is a predicted model, not a curated record. The coding region runs from base 1 to 225 and encodes 74 amino acids. Lineage: Eukaryota; Fungi; Basidiomycota; Agaricomycetes; Polyporales; Polyporaceae.